Molecule: messenger RNA, 1545 nt
Organism: Venturia canescens
Lineage: Eukaryota; Metazoa; Arthropoda; Insecta; Hymenoptera; Ichneumonidae
Product: ras-interacting protein RIP3-like
Exons: 5
Coding region: 350-1324 (324 amino acids)
Source: RefSeq, a predicted model, not a curated record
UACAUUCGUAGUUGCCGCAAUGAAUCCCUACUGAUAACGCAACCGAGGAAUGCGUUGUCGCUGUUUUCAUUCGUAUUGACUUCUCUCUUUUCCAUUGGGACUCUAUGGCUACAAUGUCUCGACUUUUAUUUACUCUUUUCUAUUUACCGUUGAAUUUUCGCUUCUUGGAGAAGUUGUUUUCGGGUCAAAGAAUUGUUUGUCCAUUUUUUAAUUGCAUGUCCUAUCGCAUUAAGCGUUCUACCGUUUCUAACAUGUUUUUAUCGUACUUCGAAAGUUUAGUAAUUCUCUGUCGCAAUACCCCUCCCCCCCCAUAAGUAGAUGUUUUCGCGAUUUUUUUUUAAUCCACAGCAUGGAUACGUCACGACCGACGAGAAACAAACGGCCACCUUCAUAUCUUCGGGAUUACAAUCCCACUUUUCAAACUACGUCAUCGGAGGAAUAUUCGGUAGAUCAGAGCGGGGAACCUGUUCCAGAAAACCGCACGAAUUCGACGCCUCGAGAAACCGAGGCUAAUCUACGGGGUGCGAUGGAGGCCCUUCAAAAUUUCCCACCGUUGUAUAACAAUCAUACGUCACUUGCAAUUGCCACGCAUAGGCAAUACAAUACUGACACCGCUGAACCGGAAUACAUUCCGUCAUCAACGCCGAGAUCUGAGCAUCCCGAACCGUCGUCAUUAAUAACGUUGGAAUGUCUUCAUCGGAGCGGAACAUCGCCAUGCCAACAAGAUGCAACGACAUCAGAGGAAAUAUCGGCUAUAACCCCCGGACAAUUCCAGACGACAUCGGAUCAUGAUAUCCGCGCGCACGGGGAGAAAACGCCAACGCGAAUUACAACGACGAGCGACUCAGCUUGCGGCACGACGAGACCUAACGAGACGUUGACGACGCAGCACGAAAUGGGACAACAACAACAGCAACGACAACAACAACAACAACAACAACAACAACAACAACAACAACAACAACAACAACAACAACAACAACAACGUCAACUACAUCGACAAGAACCGCAACUAACACAACAAUAUAAUUCAUUUCCACAUUAUCAACGAGACGACUAUCGAUCACAAUCACUACAACCGCAACCCUCUCAAUUUCAGGAUGAAGCGGAUCAAUAUCAACAGCCGUUGUAUGAAAAUCCAUGGGGUCGUUCUUAUGAACAACAACAAUGGCAAUAUCCCCCACGGCCUUGGCCCCAAUUCAAUCAGGCAUUCAAAUUCGCUUCGGAAGAGUCGGUGACAGCACUGAGAGAGGAUGUAACGUCGCUCGCGAAAAUCGUGAAAAAGGGAAUGCGCGAUCUCAAGAAAUUAUAUGAAAUUAUAUGAGCGGGAACUAUCCACGGAAUUUCCCGAAAAACUUAGAUCAUUACCACUUACGAGCCCCGAGCAAAUAAAUGAUUUCGAGGCCAUACCGGACGACGAGUACAAGAAUGUGGUCAGAUACUUGGGGUCGCUCGGUGGCCACACAUUAGUUGAAACGGCUAACGAGAUUUUGAAGAACGCCAUGGAAGAUUCGGUAUCGCCGGCUUUGACCUGGCUCGGCCGAA